GUAUAUAAGGAACACAAGUCAGAUGGGACAUACGAAAGCAGCUCCACAGAGAUAAAUUCAGAAAUCCAUCCAGAGGUGCACUGCAGGACACAGACUCACAAACACAGAGACAACAUGAAAGCUGUUGCAGCCUUCUUGCUGGUGCUGUGUUACCUGGCUGGCAGUCAUGCAUGGAACUGCAAAGUUGGUCCACGGCUGUAUAACAUCAAACAGAUUGAUGCUGGACAGGGACAAGUGGUUGCAACAGACAAGUACAACCGGGCCUAUUACCUGAUUAGAACCUACUGGUACAGUAUGAGUUCAGGCUACAUCAAGCAUGCCUCAGUGGGACCUGCAGGAAUUUGGGGAACUGACACCAAAAACAAGGUCUACAAAUACAUAGGUGGCAACUUCACACUUGUCAAUGGUCUGUCUAUGGAGCAGGUGGAUGCUGGAGGUGAUGGUCAGGUUGUUGGAGUUACACCCAGCACUUAUCGCGCCUACUGUUUGAGAGACAGUUACUCUCUGGCUUACAAAGGAACUGGUAGCGUGAGCUGGAAUUACCACUCAAGGAUUCUGAAGUACUACACCUGCGGCCCAAAGUACGGAUGCUGGGGAGUCGACUCGAGUUCGCGGGUCUACCACACACCGAGAGUCACCCCGAGCAGCUGCAGCUAUAGUAGCUGGAGAUAUGUGUCAGGACUGUCCAUGAAAAUGAUUGAAGUGGCAAGUGAUGGAAGUGUGUUUGGAGUGGCUACAAAUGGCCGGGUGUACCAAAGAACUGGCAUCUACAGCUCUCGCACAUAUGGCCUGUCUUGGUCCUCUGUCUCCAUGUGCAUGCCCAUCAGCCACGUGACCUACGACCUGGGCAAUCUCUGGGCAGUGACCACCUCUGGUUUGCUUCUGCAGUGCUCACAAUAAUAUUGUCAGUGUGGCAGAUGUUUAGUGUGCACCACUCUCUGUUUGUCAUGGAAGAUGUCUUGGCUUUCGUCUCUAUAAAGUUCAAUGCUUUCUUUACACUAUUCAGUGCACACAAUUAAAAGAUGAUUUGCAUUAGAUUUUUUUCUUCAAUGUAAAAGCUCUUUUUAAAUAAUUGAUCUCCUCUUUAUUAGACUAACAUUAAUUUGGGAAACAUUAAAGGCUACGAGAAGUAACUGAUUCUAAGAUAUGUUGUGAUUCUCUCUUAAAUGAUUCAGCAUCAAUGCACAAAACUCAGAUCAGAAUUCAAAAGGAUCUAAAAAUGUAUGCAUAUAUACAGCAAAUGGAUAUCUACUGUCUUGAACAUAAAGACAACAUUGUAAAUUAAAUUAGGCAAAUAGUUUUUCUUUAAAUAAUCAAACUCACUGAACUGUGGAACAAAUAUGUGACAAUAACAGCUGUGCUAAACUGGUCACUUUUUAGGAAUCCUGGGGAUGUGUAACUCGUACCUGUCAGUUGGCUUACUUUGUACUCUGUUAAUAAAUGAUACUGGAAUCAG
This is a messenger RNA of Lates calcarifer (barramundi perch), 1456 nucleotides long. RefSeq names its product fish-egg lectin. Lineage: Eukaryota; Metazoa; Chordata; Actinopteri; Centropomidae. The transcript is spliced from 5 exons. The record is from RefSeq and is a predicted model, not a curated record. Bases 115 to 900 code for a protein of 261 amino acids.